CAGGAGAUGACCAGAGACUGCGGACACAGUACAGGAGAUGACCAGAGACUGCGGACACAUAGUACAGGAGAUGACCAGAGACUGCGGACAGACAGCACAGGGAUGACCAGAGACUGCAGACAGUACAGGAGAUGACUGCUGACCUUUGGGGAGGGGGGGGAGCGGGUACCUGUAUUUGACAGGUAACCGCUCUUACUUCCGCGGAGUUGUUCUUUAAUCUUACCUGUUCCUCUAUCCAGCGGCGCGCUGUCUUCCCGGCUUCUGUAGUGUGGGCGCUCGGCAUGACAGCCGGGUGCCCAGUGUGCAUGAGCGAGAAGCACUUGCGCUUUGUGAUUGGUCCGGCGGCUUCUGGGAUCUGUCAUGUGUCCCAGGUACCGCCUUACCAUUCACAAAAAGCACCGCUUCUUGCGCAUGCGCACUUGGCACCCGGCUGUCAAGCCCAGUGCCCACACUACAGAAGCCGGGAAGACAGCGCGCCGCUGGAUAGAGGAACAGGUAAGGUCCCGCUGCAGAGCUGAGCGGCGGGCCCGGUAUUCUGACACGGCGGCAGUGGAAAUACCGGACCGGCCGCUCCAUAUUCGCUCCAUAAGACGCACUGAC
This is a messenger RNA of Staurois parvus, 600 nucleotides long. The record is from the annotation of a GenBank genome assembly. Lineage: Eukaryota; Metazoa; Chordata; Amphibia; Anura; Ranidae.